This is a messenger RNA of Topomyia yanbarensis, 2220 nucleotides long. RefSeq names its product cytochrome P450 4g15 (gene Cyp4g15). The transcript has 5 exons. Gene Ontology annotation, molecular function: iron ion binding; oxidoreductase activity, acting on paired donors, with incorporation or reduction of molecular oxygen; heme binding. The record is from RefSeq and is a predicted model, not a curated record. Bases 239 to 1939 code for a protein of 566 amino acids. Lineage: Eukaryota; Metazoa; Arthropoda; Insecta; Diptera; Culicidae.
UACAAAAAUCUCCAUCAGUCAGUUACGGCGAAUCGGCUGCGGUGGUAGCAUAUAUCCAGACUGGCAAGUGGUAUACUAUAUAUUAUUAACGACCUCCAAGAUAUGGAUAAACUCAGAUAGUUACGCCGAAGAUUUCAAGUGUAGUGAUAAAGUUGUUGAAAAAAACAACGGUGAUAGUUUCGGUUAUAUUUUGAACGAGACAAAGUUUUAAGAAUCAGUGAUUUAAUAAUUGAAGAAAAUGUCUGCCACGGUGGCUCCAGCGGACCAAUUGACGGCGAAUGCCAAUAUUGCUUCGCCAAUUAAUGUGUUUUAUUUCCUGUUAGUUCCGGCUCUGUUACUUUGGUUAAUUUACUGGCGGCUGUCCCGGCGGCACAUGCUGGAAUUAGCGGAAAAAAUACCGGGACCUCCAGGACUUCCAAUCGUUGGGAAUGCUUUGGAAUUGAUCGGAAGCUCGCAUACUGUGUUUCGAACAAUCAUCGAAAAAGGCAAAGAUUUUAAUCAAGUAAUCAAACUCUGGAUUGGUCCAAAGUUAAUCGUUUUCCUGGUGGAUCCACGGGAUGUAGAGCUUUUGCUCAGCAGUCAUGUGUACAUCGACAAAUCGCCAGAAUAUCGCUUCUUCAAACCAUGGCUCGGAAACGGAUUACUGAUCAGUACAGGGCACAAAUGGCGCCAACAUCGUAAACUGAUUGCACCCACGUUUCAUCUAAAUGUGUUGAAAAGUUUCAUCGAUCUUUUCAACGAAAACUCUCGGUUGGUGGUGGAUAAAAUGCGUAAGGAAGCCGGCAAGACAUUCGAUUGCCACGAUUAUAUGAGUGAAUGUACAGUGGAAAUACUGCUAGAAACUGCUAUGGGUGUUUCGAAGAAAACACAAGAUCAAUCCGGAUUCGAUUAUGCAAUGGCUGUUAUGAAAAUGUGUGAUAUCCUACAUCUGCGUCAUCGGAAAAUGUGGCUGUACCCAGACCUCUUUUUUAACAUGUCACAAUAUGCCAAACGUCAAGUCAAACUGCUCGAUACCAUCCACAGUCUGACACGUAAAGUAAUUCGCAAUAAAAAGGCUGCUUUCGAAACAGGGACACGCGGUACCUUAGCUACCACUUCAAUCAAAACAGAGGAUUACGAGAAGCCAAAGAAUAUCGCUAAUUUGAAUACUGUUGAGGGUCUUUCAUUUGGACAGUCUGCUAAUUUGAAAGAUGAUUUGGACGUAGAGGAAAAUGAUGUCGGAGAGAAGAAAAGGCUGGCAUUCCUUGAUUUGCUUCUGGAAAGUGCCGAAAAUGGAGCAUUGAUCUCGGAUGAAGAAAUCAAAAAUCAAGUAGAUACAAUCAUGUUCGAAGGACACGACACUACAGCUGCCGGUAGUAGCUUCUUCCUCUCAAUGAUGGGUAUUCACACGCAUAUUCAAGAUAAAGUAAUCCAAGAAUUGGAUGACAUAUUUGGUGACUCAGAUCGUCCAGCUACCUUCCAAGAUACAUUGGAAAUGAAAUAUCUUGAACGUUGUCUGAUGGAAACCUUACGAAUGUAUCCUCCAGUACCGAUUAUUGCACGGUCUCUUAAACAAGACCUUAAGCUUGCUUCCAGCGAUAUAGUGGUUCCGUCUGGAGCUACAAUCGUUGUUGCCACUUUUAAGCUACACCGAUUGGAGUCGAUCUAUCCGAACCCAAGCGUGUUUGACCCGGACAAUUUCCUACCAGAGCGACAAGCUAACCGUCACUACUACGCAUUUGUUCCGUUUUCCGCUGGUCCAAGAAGUUGUGUGGGUCGAAAAUACGCUAUGUUAAAGCUGAAGAUUAUUCUCUCAACUAUUCUCCGUAAUUUCCGUGUCAUCUCCGACUUGAAAGAGGAAGAUUUCAAACUGCAAGCGGAUAUCAUCCUGAAACGAGAAGAAGGAUUCCAGGUUCGUUUGCAACCACGUGAACGCAAGCAUAAAACUGCAAAAGCCUGAAAUGCGAUGGAUUGAUAGUGUAACCUAAAAGUGAACUUAAAUUCAGGAAUACACCUGGAAUAUUUAUAGUUACGAAGAUACAAAAAAAUCUCAGAUCAAUCUGAAAAAAACAAAAAAACACAUUACGAUGAUAUUUAAGAACUCAAGCUAUGUGCAAGACCUAGUUUUUAAAUGUAAGGGGAAUAGAACUUAUGACGUUGAAUUAGUUAUUUUUUCAUAAAGCUUGUAUGUGUGUGAUGAAAAACCAAUGGAUCUAAUAAAUUAAUAAACUGGUAACAGUA